CUCCCUGUAUUAUGCCUGAGGCUGCUUUGAAAACGUCUUUACAAAAGUCGAGACCCAGCCUGACACAGAAGAGCUGUAUACACCCAACCAUGUCUACAGAGAUGAUGAUGCAGUCCUGUCUCAUGGACCGGAGCAGCAGCUUUUUUAAGCUGAUUGACACAUUCUCCACGGAGAUCUCGGAGCUAAAGCAGGAGAUGGUUCAGCCAGCCAGAGAGCCAGAGACAGAGAUCUUACAGGGUCUGGAAGGAGAGGUCAGUGGUCUUUUCCUUCAAUCUUCUGCCUGCGCUGGUGCACCUGGAGUGAGGGAUUCUGGGUAUGACUCUCUACGCAGACGCAUGAGCAUCCUGGACAGACUGAUGCAGACACACUCUGUAUGGUUGCUACUGUCACUCAGCGAUGAGGAAGCCAGACGCAUUCUGCAGCCGCAGCCGGCAGGGAGUUUUGUGGUGAGGAGGUGUUAUAAACUGCAGAAAAAGGUGAUUUCCCUACGUAUGGACAGUGACACACUGAUUGUUCGGGACUUCCCAGUUAAAGAGAGUCAAUAUACUUUUUCCCUGGAGGGCUCAGGGAUCAGCUUUGCAGACCUCUUUCGACUGGUGGCGUUCUGCUGUAUCAGCAGGGACGUUCUGCCCUUCACACUGAAGCUGCCUGAGGCCAUUGCAGCUGCAAAGAUCCCUAAAGAUCUGGAGGAGGUGGCUCAGUUAGGAAGAGGUUUCUGGGACUCUGAACUGUGCAAUAAGAGGAAGUCUUCUGUGUCUGGGGAGACUGUUUGUGAAAUUUCACAACAAAGACUGAAACAGUGGUUAUCCCCAAGAGUUCCGGCCAUCCCAUUCACUCGGACCCCUUCUGAACUUGAAUGCAGUCAAUCCAACGGAGCACUGUGUUUCAUCAAUCCUCUGUUCCUGCAGACACACCAAACCAACCCUUCACCUAAAAAGCAAGAAUCAUCCCCGGGAAACACAAAUCGGCAGAACGGGGAAGACAGCGUCUUUUGCCGUGCAAAAAGCACACAAAACAAAUCACAUGCAAGUGUGAGCAGAUCCAAUAGCGAGAGAUCACCACCACCUCGGCCUCCACCUCCCCGCUUUGCCGGCAGAUCAGCAGUUCUUCGCAAACAGAAGACCAUGCCUGAGACGGUCUGUUGGAUCAAAACGCCUCAGGAAAAGAGCAGCCUGCUGGGGAGGUUGGGAUCAUCCUUCAGUUCCUUAUCGCCCUCAUCCUCCCCACCCAAAAAGUUCAGUAAACCCAUCCUGGUGCCCUCAUCCCGCAGUAAUAAUUCCUCUGGUCUGCUUGAUGCCGAUGGCCUCCGCUGCCACAUGGCCCUGGAUGACCAGACCAUUGAGGAAGCUGUGUCUUGGAGCCUGGCCAAGCUGUCCUCACGCAACUCCACCACCCUGGAGAACGGUAGCCCCACGGAUGAGCGCUGCUCCAGCGGACGAGAGCGUCUGAGUGACAUCAGCAUCUCCACCUCGUCCUCUGACUCACUCGACUUCACCCACAGCUUCUCACUGGCCAUGGAGGCCAGUCCCUCCAGAACCGAGCGGCCCACUGGUGACAGCAGCCUGGAGGAGGAAGAAGACGAUGGAAUCAACUUGGAGAGCGACCAGGAGGUGCCACCACCCUUCAAGUCAAAGAAGCAGAAUGGCGCUGGUACGUUUGUGCUGCCGCGUGCACUGAGAGGACAUUUGCGCAAGAUGAGUGGCGUUCUCAAUUCUCUGAUGACACCCGAAAAGAGAGCCAUUCGGAAGAUUGUUGAGCAAUCCAGGGAUAAAGGGACUUACUUUGGCUGCCUGGUGCAGGACUACGUGAGCUUCCUGCAGGAGAACUGCGGCUGCCACACAUCAGGCUUAGACCUGCUGCAGACUCUCAGGCAGUUCAUGACUCAGAUGAAGUCCUACCUGCUGCAGAGCUCAGAGCUUGACCCACCAAUUGAGUCCCUUAUCCCAGAGGAUCAAAUAGGUAAGGCUUCCUUCCUUCAGUUGCUUCCUUCUUUUGAUCUACUAUAUUAUAUAUAUAUAUAUAAUGCUGAAAUAGAGUACAUGAUGGAGUUACUGGACCCAUCACUGCUUCAUGGAGAAGGAGGCUAUUACCUGACCAGUGCAUAUGGGGCAAUGUCCCUAAUCAAGAACUUCCAGGAGGACCAGGCAGCUCGUGUGCUGAGCUCUGAAACCCGUAACACGCUGCACCAGUGGCACCGUAGACGCACAACCCAGCGUACCACUCCAUCUGUGGAUGAUUUCCAGAACUACUUGCGGGUUGCGCUGCAAGAUGCAAGCAGUGGCUGCACAGCCAAAACCCUUCAGGUGCAACCUUACGCCACAACGGAGGAAGUGUGUCAGAUAUGCGUUGACAAGUUUAAAAUUUCGGACCCGGAGAACUACGCCCUUUUCCUCUUGAUGGAUGAAACCACACAGCAGCUGGCCCCGGACACUCACCCGCAGAGGAUCAAGGCCGAACUGCACAGCCGCCCACAGCCACAACUCUUCUUCUUUGUGUACCGCCAAAUCCAAAACCUCACUGUCCCUUCAGACCAACUCAACGACAACACUGCACCCAACUGAGAGAGCAAACCUGGUUUCCAUUGGGUCCUCUCGAAACUCCUUCUCAGCCACAUUUAUUCAUCUCCUUCCUUAGGAACACUGCUAACGUCUGCAUUGUUUUGAAAAAGGGAGGGAUGCGGAAAAUGUGCUUAGAGGGAAAUAGGGAAGGAAGGAUGUGUCUGACAGAUGCAGCGUUUUUUAUGCUCCGUCUUCACUAUUUUCAAAACGUUUUGGGAAGUGGCACGAGACCAUCACGAGAGAAUAGCUGUACCCAAACUGCAAAUGUUACAGUAUGCCUGUUUAUUUCUUCAUGAAUGUUCAAACACAUUCAGGUUAGCAGAGAAACCGCAGCAUUUUAGUGUUUAUGGGUAGGCUUUGCACGUUCCAUAUUAAAUAUGCUCCAAAAUUGUGCCUUCCUCUUCCCAAAGCUCUACAUACCUCUCCUGUCUCCUAUUCCUCACCAGGCUGAGAGACUGUGGCAUUUUUUCGUAUGACUGCAUUGACUUUUAGAAAGUUAAUUCCUUCAGCAUUCCUAACAUGGACAUCUCAGUCCCUAAGGACAUUGUGGACAAUUGUUUUUUUUGGCAGUUGCUGGUAAACUGCAUUCUGUUUAUAUAUGAUUUAUUGUUAUAAUAUUGCAAGUAUCUCUGUGAUAAGACCAAUUAAAGAACCAGGCAUUGUUGCCAGUGAUGUUUUAUCAUAAUGCUUUUGUAUGAAUUAUGAUCAUUAAGUUUUGUUAAAGUCAUUAGUAGUAAUGGAGAUGAUAGAAAUGGUGAGGUUUAGUUCUAAAAUACUGUACUACUACUGACAAGCUAAACAUUUAGAGCUUGUGGUAAUCUGCAUCUCUGUUGUACUGAUUUUGAUUUUGACUUGCAGAAAAGGGGCUUUUGGCAAGUAGGACAAAUGGAAAGAUCUGUGUAAAGUAAGAAAGAAUAUGAAAAAAAGGACAUGGCUGUUGGUCAUUGGUAGAAAAUAUCAACGAACAGAAAUGGUGUUUGUGUCACUGUAAAGUGCUAUCGGAAUACCGAGAUGGAUGAGUAACAUAGAGGAGAAUAGUUCUUUAACAUUCAUAACUAUACUCAUAACCUCUGCAAUAACGUACCAAGUAUUUCAUGUUCUACUAAUGUACUAUAUGUUUGCAUGUUUUGAUGUAAACUCAGGGCAUUGUUUUUUUUUGUUUUUAAGAGACCAGGGUGCUGAAAUGUUCUAAUUCCAUGUAACAAUGAUAUAGAAACACUAGUCACAUCGAAACACAAACUAUAUGUUUCAAGUCGUGUAAUGUAUUUUAACAAGAUAUUUUAAGUCUGUUAAAUGUAUACAUAUUUAUAUGCAAUCUGUGCAGGAAUUUUCACAGAUUUGAAAAAUAUUGUGUAUUCAUUUGGAGAAAAGCUCAUCCUCAUUCUUUAGUCAGUUCUUCAUAUUUGCCUUUUUUAAUGUACUCUUU
This is a messenger RNA of Sinocyclocheilus anshuiensis, 3984 nucleotides long. RefSeq names its product ras and Rab interactor 2-like. Gene Ontology annotation, cellular component: cytosol; endocytic vesicle. Lineage: Eukaryota; Metazoa; Chordata; Actinopteri; Cypriniformes; Cyprinidae. Gene Ontology annotation, biological process: vesicle-mediated transport; signal transduction. Gene Ontology annotation, molecular function: guanyl-nucleotide exchange factor activity; small GTPase binding. The coding region runs from base 12 to 2561 and encodes 849 amino acids. The transcript has 12 exons. The record is from RefSeq and is a predicted model, not a curated record.